Linderina pennispora is the source of this 1080-nucleotide messenger RNA. RefSeq names its product acid phosphatase/Vanadium-dependent haloperoxidase. Gene Ontology annotation, biological process: phospholipid metabolic process. The record is from RefSeq and is a predicted model, not a curated record. Lineage: Eukaryota; Fungi; Kickxellomycota; Kickxellomycetes; Kickxellales; Kickxellaceae. The coding region runs from base 40 to 1014 and encodes 324 amino acids. Gene Ontology annotation, molecular function: phosphatidate phosphatase activity. The transcript has a single exon.
UUCUUCUUUCCAAACCCCACAUCAAUUGUAUUUUCUAUCAUGACCUCGUUUUUUGCUUGGCUCGCGAAUGCGCGGCUGCCGGCCUCAAUGGUCGUCUCGUAUAUCCCCGACUGGAUAGUGACGUGCUCGUGCACGCUCAUUUGGCUAUACCUUGGAAUUGCAACGCCGCAUUACCAGUACUUUUCAGUCACCGACAAGGAAAUAUCGUACCCGUACGUAAAGCCCGAGGACCAGACAGUGACUGUGCCUAUGCUGUUCUUUAUUGCGACGGUGGUGCCGGCGGUGAUAGUGGUGCUGUAUUCGCUCUGCCUCCGCCGCAACCUACACGACCUGCAUGUUGGCUUGCUGGGCUUGCUUCUGACUAUCUCGCUGACGCUGAUGUUCACAAACGGCCUGAAGAAUGUGCUUGGCCGGCCACGGCCCAACCUGCUCGCGCGCUGCCAGCCCCGGCACCCCAAGGACGGCGGCCCGCUGGCCGAUCCACCGCAGGGUCUGUCCAGCAUCGACAUUUGCGAGCAGCCCUCUAUCGGUGUACUGAAUGAGGGAUUCCGGAGCUUCCCGUCGGGGCACACCUCGCUGUCGUUCGCCGGCAUGACAUACUUGUCGCUGUAUCUGGCUGGCAAGCUGCAUGUAUUUGACAACCAAGGCCAUUCAUUCAAGUCGUUUAUUGUGAUGUUCCCAAUCUUGGUUGCUGGCAUGGUUGGCGCGUCGCGUGUCGCCGACUAUUGGCAUCAUCCGACGGAUGUGUUUGCCGGCGCCUUUGUUGGCCUGGCUACUGCCCUUUUCAGCUACCACCAGUAUUAUCCCGUAUUGUAUUUUGUGCAUUGUGACAGGCCGUUUGACCCGCGCAAGGCGCCAUCGCCGAUAUUGCCUGUUGUCGAUGAGGAAUUCCAUCGGCGCCGUAUGAAUGCUGGCGAGGGGCACGGUUACGCUAUGUCACCCACGACAAGCAGCAACAAUUUUGCUGAGGAUAGUCAAGAGGCACUGGUCAGACUAGAGAGUGGCCGCAACUAGGAUUCUUCUAUAUUUGAUAGCGCGUUUUGUUGGUCCAUUAUAUUCGAGCUGAUGAUAUUCGUUGCA